Molecule: messenger RNA, 2334 nt
Organism: Haliotis rufescens (red abalone)
Lineage: Eukaryota; Metazoa; Mollusca; Gastropoda; Lepetellida; Haliotidae
Product: zonadhesin-like
Exons: 3
Coding region: 106-936 (276 amino acids)
Source: RefSeq, a predicted model, not a curated record
UAGCUUAGGCAUGCGUAGAGUGAUAACCAUUGCAGUCCUUCCUGAUAGCCACCGAGAUAGCGUGCUUCAAAACUGAUACAUGACAACCUAGAUUUUGAUAUACAAAUGGCUGUCUACAAGCAAAAUGUCCUUGUGACGAUGUCCAUUCUUGCGUGCGUGCCAACGUUUGUUACAAGCUUUUUGAUGCCAUCUACCUCAGUGUCUGUCGAGAAUGAAACAAUGUUCCAAGAAAUAUCCACAAAAAUUCAGACGACACGAAACACUUCACCGAUCUCAUCUAAGCAUCCAGGGACAAACCAUGCCAAGAGGGAGACGACACCGACUUCAGUACGGUACAUUAACAUGACUAAUGUACAGCCACCCUCUUCAAGUCCGUUACCACAAACAUAUACAGAUACAGAUGGGUUACACAGUACAGAGGAAACAACAGGGUCACUUGAGACCAGUGAUACAGAGAAUCCAAGCGUGCAUACAGAGACUCCAAGCCUGCAGACAGAGAAUCCAAGCCUGCAUACAGAGAAUCCAAGCCUGCAUACAGAAGAUUCACAAUCGCAUUCAGAAGGUCUACAGAAUCAGACAGAGGAUCCACACCUAUCUACAGAUAUCGAAAUAUCAAAUACAGAACAACCGGAAGUGACAUCAAGAACACAUCCGGGCCUGGACAAAAUGACCAUCAAGUACAUUGCUCUCGGUGCAUCAUGGGCCUCUAUUGCGGUGGUGUUUGUUAUUAUUUCCAUCGUUGUGCGCCGUCAGCGUACAACCAAGCGGAGGAGGAUGGUCCUGUAUCACGAUGACUCAGAGACUCUUGCCGCCGACUCUGCAAUGACCAAUGCUGAAACAUUCGUUGUACCAACAGCUUAUAGAAGUACAGAUAAUGAUAGUGUCAUUCAAAAUCGCGCGUUUUCGGAAUAUGAACAUGAUGUGAAUGACUCAUGAUUCUACUGGUUUGAAUUACAAUGCUUAAGUUUUACUGUUUUAUCUGAUAUUUUAUUAAUUCGAGAAAAACAAUAUUAUUGUAUUGCAAGGUGGCAUAUCAUCAUGGCAUUUAUUAGAAACAAAACGAUAUGAUAAAAUAUCUUCAGUUGAAAAAAACAAAUAAGUCUCUUCUCGAUUUGAAAAAAACUACCCUGGGUGGAUGGUUCGAUUAUGUCAUCGGUACCAAUGUUUGUCUUAGGAUCGGACUGAAAUGGAGAUUAAGUGAUCAUGGUAUGUGAAAACUCCAUCAAUUUGAUUUUCCCCAAUAAAAUAUGUUUAAAUCAAAUGGUAUGUGACUUGGGUGUCAUCGUGUCCCGAUGGCGUCGAUCGUUGUUCAUGGUAAAUCUAUUUCUAAAACGUUUUCUUCACUUAUAAUCAGCACUUGUGCACACUAGACGUAAUUCAAACUUAACUUUUCGGGUGUUUUUUUCAGUUUCAACAAAAUCAGUAAAUGCACUAUCGUGCCACUGGAUUUUCUUGGUCAUCGAUCACUUGCAAUUGAUUGUCUGGUUUGUUUACAGGCAGCUGUCGCAUGGCAGGAGUACUGCUGUGCGGCAUCAGGCAAUGAGUGCUUCGGUUUUUUUAUGAAAUUGUGUGAAUGACGGGUGCUACCGGUACGGCAGGACAGGCUUACCCUUUUCGCGAACACCUAGCGUCAUCAAUGGUGUCAUCGCUGAGCACUGGUUUAUUCAUAUACUUUUAACAUGCAGGAAUCUGGUGUGUUUUUCGGAUAAUCUAGACUGGUUAUUCUCUUGCAAAGACAAUUUCUAUUCAGUCACUGAUUUGUCUCCAUUUUAUUCAAGCUGACGUGUUUUAGCUGACUAUCAUUAAUUGCAUCGUUCAUGGACAUGUUGGUCAUGAUAAAAAUCGAAAGUUUUUGUUUCUUUAUGUUGCAAAUUAGUUAUUACAUUGCCUAUAUGUUGUUUGUUUUUUGCUGUACGCCGCACUCGGCAAUUUCUCAUCAAUAUGACGGCGGUCUGUAAACAAUCGUGUCAGGGCGAGACAAUUCAGUACUUGGUAUCAUGAGCAUCGAUCUACUUAAUAAGGAUACAAUGACAUUCAUCAACCAAAUCUAACAUUCCGAUCUCAUUAGUUGCCUCUUACAAACACAGGUUGCUAUAUAUUUAGUGUCAACUAUGUAUCUCACGACACGAUCAGAUAACGCACAGUGGAACUUCGCGUGAUCAAAGGAAGACAACUCUGGCUGGUUUAUGGCCAAUGCGCGAGGAGAAUGUUUUUUCAUGCACACAUUAUUUUAGCCUCAAUUGGACAUAGUUGCCCUUAAUGUCAACAGUAACUGCUAAUAUUACUACUAUACACUAUAAUGACAUUUGAACAACAUCAUAGCUGAUGAAUUAA